Porites evermanni is the source of this 3219-nucleotide messenger RNA. The record is from the annotation of a GenBank genome assembly. NCBI's taxonomy places the organism in Eukaryota, Metazoa, Cnidaria, Anthozoa, Scleractinia, Poritidae.
AUGGGUCAUUUGUCGCUGCUUCUUUUGGUGGUCGCGCCGAUGGUUCUAAUCUCCCAUGCAGCACAGAAAGCUGUGAGUCAUUUGUUCUGUUUAAUGAAGUCUUCUAGACCUCUCGCUCUUUCAUGUUGCUGUCAAAGACAAACAGAGACGAAAGAGAUAUUUCAUAGUCCAAUCUAUUACCUAUAGAGGUCGCUCAUAAUGUAGAAAGAGCCGAAAUGAUAUCAUGCAAUAAGCACUAACAAGCAUCUAACAUUUGAAUUUUCUGAUCUUUCAGAGUUACACUCUAAAGUUGGUCUCCAGAGAUGGGAAAAAUUAUAACGAACGGAUUCAAGUUGACGCUGGGAGAAGACUUGAAACUUCUCAGGUUCGAGAAGCAUCAACUGGUAAAGACGCGGGGGAUACCAUCUACGAUUUCCAAAGGGUGGGUACAUGAACACUGCUAACAGUUUUCAAUGGUGCCAAAAAAAUCAUAGACUGCUGGCAGUCCGCAUUUUCUCUUAAAAUCCAUCGUUUUCUUAUCCCGGCUACCGCGCUUGCGUGCGCGCGAUGGCGCGUAAUGUCCUUAAUGUCCUUCUUCAAAACGCUGAAAUUAGGGCGCUGAUAGCCAAUUAGAUUAGAGAAUUUUGUCCCAAGACAGUCACUUUGCUAUAGGCGAUUGCCUCCAAAGUUUUUUUUAUGUGCGGCUUAGGAAAAUUAUGCCCAUCAGUCUAUAUCUUAAAACACGGCAAUUUUCCGACUUGUUUAGAAAAGCUGUUAAAAAUAUUUGCGUCUUGUAUCAUUCUCAUUUUUUUGCAGAAUUUGGUGAUGAACCGCUUGCCAGAGGCGAAAUCCUGCUUUUUGAGUCAAUCGACUGGAAAUGCUCCCCGGCCAAAGGAAUUAAUGAGACUUCUAAAUGUGGUAAGUAUUUUCUGUAGUCAUGCAUCUCCUCGCGUGCUUCCACUCCUUUCGCGGCGCGCACAUCUCCUCAUACUUCCAGCCGCAGAAAAAUUUAUGGGUAGUUGGAAACCUCAUGAUUAUUACACAACGCACUUCUGCCCUGAUAGAGAACCAUUUAAUUUAGAAAAAUGCGAAACUCGGAGAGCCAGUUGUGUAAGGAAAACAGUAUAUAUGGGUUUAGCAUCGAAGUACAUUGAUUAAACCCUGUUAGCUUUUAGAUAAUUAGCAAUGCUAGGUAAAGUACCUUUAAAAUAACCGAUAUCGGCAUUUUGCCCUUGAUGGUGUAGUCGAUAUGGAUGUGGAUAAUAACUCAAAUUAUCUGGGUUCAAGCCUUACGUACUCCGUUUUCGUCCUUCUUUUAUUCACUACUUUUUUAUUUUAAGUGACGAUUGCAGCCUGAUUUGGGGGUAUCCAUUCUAGUCACAGCCCAAAUUUAUGUACCCGUGGCCGAGAUAGUGAGGAAUAAGCCAAACAAAAGUGAGGCUUUUAUUUGUUUUGAAGCACUUUUGUUCAAAAUACCCAAUAAACGUCUGGUAUGAUACAUCUUUUUUACAAUGAUUUGGUAUUUCAGAGAAGUGGUAAUCUUGUACCGCCAAAACACGGAAAAUCCGACAAACCAAACACACCUCAAAGUAAAUAAACGUAGCCAGUGCCAAGCGAGUGACGCGCACGGGCAAUGCAGGUAAAGACUUCGUGUAGACGUCUCUUAUCCCCUUUGCUUCAGACGGCUGUGCGCAGGCUAAGCGCGUACUGAUUGGUUUGAAAAAUUAGCGGGAAAUGUUUCCGCCAAUCACAAAUCAUGAUGAUGCAAACUAAAGUAAUCACGCACUUUCCCAGUAAUAGUUUAGAUACUCGAUCAAAAACGUCUCAAAAUAACGACAGGAGUUCUAAGUAUUUCCCUUUUAAGGCUAGCUGCACCAGGUCAACCUAGCUAAACUUCACGUGAGGUGAUCUUAUAGAUGUACAGACGUAAAUACGUUUGGUAAUUGGCUAAAUAAAGUGACGAUAAAAAAUGAGUUUGGCGACUGUCUCUACGACUGUCUCACAACCCAACAUUUGCAAGCUUUAGAGAUCUGAGACGGAUCGUCUGCCUACGGCAACAGGUCUAAGGCCGAUUCCUUCUUUCAAGUAAAGUCAUAAGGAUUUGUGCAACACUUAUCAGGAAGGGGGCUGUUAAACCAGUUGGGGGUGUUCCAGACGCAGUUGUCGAAAAACUUUACAUUACCAAAGGAGUGAAUAAAUGUAAAUAUAACUCAAAGGGGGGGUCGUCAUAAUUUUCAAGUGACCAGAAAGGGGAGUACAGCUAUUUUGCCUUUGUUGGCAGGGGUGCUACGUAAUAUUACUCUGUGUAAGGCUCAUUUUUCAGCCCCACUCCUGAUUAUUACUGCACAGUCCCUAAUUACGCUAACUUCAAACUUUUUAACCCUUUUGUUUAGCUGAGUAAAGCCGACGUAAAAAUAGCGCCUCAGACCGUCGAAACUUACAAGGUUGUCGGCAAACUACAAGACCGAUCAAUUUUGAGCACAGAGAUGGCGGAUCUAUGUGCAAACCUGCCAAUUUACCGUGUUACCAAGGGAAGACUGAGUCAGGAUGAUACAAAGGAACUGUGGGACGAGGAAGAAGCUUAUGUCGCUGAAAUGCCAUUGGAAGGUGAGGAAAAAAAUGAACUGCACAGACUAGAAAUGUGAGGCGGAAUUACUGUAGGGGGUAAAAACCACUUGGCCAUGGUAAAUUGGAAUUGAAGGAUGUUGAACGGGUCACACUUUUGCCGGGGUAAAAGGAAACGUAACGCAAGUUGGAAUUGACUAACUUGAAAAAAAACAAGUUAUUUGCAUAAUUUGCUCAAUCAUUCAGUCAUACCAGCAUUACACCCCGUGCAAUAAUUCAGACUGGAAUGAGAUUUUCUCUGUAGACUCUGUACAUCAUUUAACGCCAGUGUGAUGCGUCCACAUAAAGAAGUCCAUUCUAGCAAUUUUAAUAAAAUAAGGAAAGGAAAUAAAAAUUGCAAAAAGACUGCAAACAGUCGUUAUAUUUUUCUCAAAAUCGGUUUCAGUUGAGGAGCAAAGUGUUAGCGUCGCGUGCCCACAAAGAUUAUAGGGUUCACGCGCCCGUAAGAGUUCAUCACAACAAAUACUCCUACCCAGCGUUUAUUUGAAUUACUUUGUAGGAUCCAGAAAGCGAAGAGGACUUUGCCGCAGGGUUUGUAAUGCAUAUUGCUGGUACGAGUGUAGCUGGCGUGGUUGCUCUAGGAAAUGCAGAGACGUCUGCAAAUUGAUUUGCUAA